GGCCGCGGCGGGGCUCGCGCUCUCGCGCGAGAACGGCCCGCGCGGCGCGUCCGGUCACGUGAGCCGGGGAGCGGCGGCGCCAUGCGGGUGAAGGUGCUGAGCCGCAACCCCGAUGACUACGUGAGGGACACCAAGCUGGACCUGCAGCGCGUUCCAAGGAACUAUGAUCCUGUAUUGCAUCCAUUUGAGGUUGCACGAGAGUAUGUAAGAGCUCUGAAUGCCACAAAGCUAGAACGUGUGUUUGCAAAACCCUUUCUUACUUCACUUGAUGGCCACAGAGAUGGAGUUAAUUGCAUGGCCAAACAUCCAAAAAGUUUGUCUACAGUGCUGUCUGGAGCUUGUGAUGGAGAGGUUAAAAUUUGGAACUUGACCAGGCGACAGUGUAUCCGCACUAUACAAGCCCAUGAAGGUUUUGUUCGAGGCAUGUGUGCCCGUUUCUGUGGUACAUCAUUCUUCACUGUUGGUGAUGACAAAACCGUGAAGCAGUGGAAAAUGGAGAGCCCAGAAUAUGGAGAAGAGGAAGAACCUAUUCAUACAAUUCUUGGAAAGACAGUGUAUACGGGAAUUGAUCACCACUGGAAGGAACCUGUUUUUGCUACCUGUGGCCAUCAAGUGGACAUUUGGGAUGAACAAAGGACAAGCCCCAAGUGUUCUCUGACUUGGGGUUUUGAUAGCAUAACCAGUGUUAAAUUUAAUCCCAUUGAGACUUACCUUUUGGGAAGCUGUGCUUCUGACAGAAAUAUUGUGCUGUAUGACAUGAGAAAAUCAACUCCAUUAAAGAAGGUUAUCUUGAACAUGAGGACAAAUACACUGUGUUGGAACCCUAUGGAAGCUUUCAUUUUUACUGCAGCAAAUGAAGAUUACAACUUAUAUACCUUUGAUAUGCGCUUUCUUGAAUCACCUGUGAUGGUGCAUAUGGAUCACGUGUCUGCUGUUCUUGAUGUGGAUUAUUCACCCACGGGGAAAGAAUUUGUGUCUGCCAGCUUUGAUAAGUCCAUCCGCAUAUUUCCUGUAGACAAAGGUCACAGCAGGGAGGUUUAUCAUACCAAACGAAUGCAGCACGUCAUCACUGUAAAAUGGACUUCAGAUAACAAAUACAUUCUGUGUGGCUCAGAUGAGAUGAAUAUUCGCCUGUGGAAAGCUAAUGCUUCUGAAAAACUGGGAGUGCUUGCACCCCGAGAGAAGGCAGCUAUGAAUUACAAUCAGAAGCUGAAGGAGAAGUUCCAGUUUCACCCCCAGAUCCGGCGCAUAGCUCAGCACCGACACUUGCCCAAGAGCAUUUACUGCCAGAUCAAGGAGCAGCGGAUCAUGAGGGAGGCUCGGCGCCGCAAGGAAUUGAAUCGUCGUAAGCACAGCAAGCCGGGAUCUGUGCCAUUUGUGCCAGAGAGGAAGAAGCAUAUUGUGGCAGUAGUGAAAUAAUUGUUUUCACAUGUACAAAAUGUCACAAUGAAAGAAAAAUGUCACUAUUAAAAGAAUACACUGUGCAAAAUUUGAUGAACUUUGGUAAGACAGCAGUUCCAGAAACUUGACUUUUCUUCCUAGCUUGUGCAUCCUCUGACUUCUCAAGUAAUCAUCUGUUUUGAGUAGUUGUGAGAAUUUCCCCGCAAUCUUUCUUUGCCAUUUGUCUGAUGUUCCUGGCCCAACACUGUGUGUUGCAGUGGAGUUUGACCCUUUUGAUACAAGCAGAUAACUCAGUGGAGAAUAUCUGUAAUUCCAAUUCUAUUCCUUGGUACUGUUACUACAAAAAAAGGAUGAAAUAUGUUAAUAUUUGUCAAAGCAAAACAACCUGCUCCAUACAGGGUUACAAAAAUUAUUGUCCUUACGCUGUCUUUUUAAAAAAUUUUUAUUUAAACCAAUUUAAUAAAGUGACCUUAAGCAAUGGGCUAAAUUUUGAUUA
Prinia subflava (tawny-flanked prinia) is the source of this 1897-nucleotide messenger RNA. RefSeq names its product DDB1 and CUL4 associated factor 13 (gene DCAF13). Lineage: Eukaryota; Metazoa; Chordata; Aves; Passeriformes; Cisticolidae. The transcript is spliced from 11 exons. Gene Ontology annotation, biological process: maturation of SSU-rRNA from tricistronic rRNA transcript (SSU-rRNA, 5.8S rRNA, LSU-rRNA). Bases 82 to 1419 code for a protein of 445 amino acids. Gene Ontology annotation, molecular function: protein binding. Gene Ontology annotation, cellular component: small-subunit processome; nucleolus. The record is from RefSeq and is a predicted model, not a curated record.